Myripristis murdjan (pinecone soldierfish) is the source of this 4494-nucleotide messenger RNA. RefSeq names its product protein phosphatase 1, regulatory (inhibitor) subunit 14Bb (gene ppp1r14bb). Lineage: Eukaryota; Metazoa; Chordata; Actinopteri; Holocentriformes; Holocentridae. The transcript is spliced from 4 exons. Gene Ontology annotation, molecular function: protein serine/threonine phosphatase inhibitor activity. Gene Ontology annotation, cellular component: cytoplasm. The record is from RefSeq and is a predicted model, not a curated record. Bases 421 to 807 code for a protein of 128 amino acids. Gene Ontology annotation, biological process: regulation of phosphorylation; innate immune response.
GAGGGAGAGGGAGGGAGUGAGAGAGAGAGAAAGAGAGAGAGAGAGGACGUGAGGUUUGUCUUUGUACUGAAUGAAGAGUUGAGGCCGGCUCCGCUACCUUUUCUUUUUCUACGAGCAGAGUUUGCAUGCUGUAAAUAGCCUAAUAAGCCAGCCAGACCUCACGUUUCAUCGUAUCCGUCGGGCUCUUUUGUUUUGUGGAAGCGGCUUGCCACCCUGCCGGUGUUCCUUUGAGCGAUUUGGACAACAAAAGCAUCAGGUCUAGUUUUUUUUUUCGGGGGAUUUCAAGUCAGAUUCAGUCGGGAUUUCUCUGUCUGGUUGCAGCACAAAAGCGAAGACCACACGUCUAGACCGCCUCUCGUCUCCAUUCGUCGCCCCGUUCACACUUCCACACCUACGGGGGAUUUUUCAAACCGACCGACCAUGGCCGCUGUGACGAGCCCGGAGACGAGCCCCCAGCCCCGGGUAUAUUUCCAGACGCCGGCCGGCACCACGGAGGAACCGGAGACACCGGUUCGGAAGCAGGGACGUGUCACCGUCAAAUACGACCGCAAGGAGCUGAGGAAGAGACUGAACCUGGAGGAGUGGAUUAUCGAUCAGCUAACGGACCUCUACGACUGUGAGGAGGAGGCUAUUCCAGAGCUGGAGAUAGAUGUGGAUGAACUGCUGGACAUGCCCAGUGACGUUGAACGGGCAGCCAGAGUCAAGGACUUACUGGUUGACUGUUUUAAGCCUACUGAGGACUUCGUCUCAGAGCUGCUCGACAAGAUCCGAGGGAUGCAGAAGCUCUCCACGCCACAGAAGAAAUGAUGGCGUCCCAACGUUUCCCCCCUCCAUCCAUUCAUCCUUCUCCUCCAUCCUCGGCCCUCGCCUCUCAUCCUUCCUCCCCAUCUCUUUAGUUUUCUGCCCUUCCCUCCGUUCUCUUCAGUCGAUCUCUCUCUCUCUGUCUGUCAGGGGGAUGCAGACGUUCUCCAUGAAACCUCAUUGAACCUUGUUUGUUCUCAUCUCUGCCGCUUCCUCCGGUAGGCCCUCACCUCUGUCUCCCGGCCUUCUCGUCCUUCCUUCCAUCCUUCCUUCCUUCCUUCCUGGUCAAGAGCUUCCUCCUCCCUCGUUGCCUGGAUCUAGACGUUUGAAUUCCUGUUAUUUUCGACGUUUUAAAACGAGUGGUUUGCGGGUCGAUUUCAUCAGUGAUUGGCUCGUCCCCUCAGUCCAAUGUGACAUCAGUCCAAGUGUUUCGAUUCCCGGCCAAUCACAGCUCUGCUCAGCACCAGACCAUCAAAUCAGACUUCUCUAAUUCAAACAUAAGAUUACAACCGAUGGAAAUGAAGGUGAACAUGUAAGUGGUCUUAAUCCAGGCAACUCUCAUUCCCCUCCCUCCCCUCACUCUUUGCUUUGCUUUCCUCCUCUUCCUCCUCGCCCUCUUCUUCCUCUCCCUGCGCCACCUCCCGCCUCCGCCUGCCUUCGGCAAGAAGAGGAGGAGGAGAAGGAGCCCGAGAGCAAUCCCAUAAUCCCUGAGAGGAGCGCGGAAGAAAGAGAGCGGAGGAAAGAAGAGACGAGAGGAAAAGUGAAGGCCGGCGGGAAGGAACGAGGGCGAAAGAGGAAGAGAGGACGACGAAGGCGGAGGAUUCGGGGGGGUGGGACUCAACUGAAGCAGCCAAUCAGAUCUAAGCAGGGCUUACAUCUCAACCAAUGAGAUUUUUUUUUUUUUUAAUGUUAUUUGUAAGGGGUUUAAACUUGUUGUAAAUGAUCCAGCUACAGUACAGACAAUGUUUAAACUAUGACUACAUUCACUUUAUUUUGUUAGUUCUAUUUUGGUUCGAGGGCGCGGGGUAAAUUACACAACUUUCAUUUUUGAUUUUUAAACGACUUGCCGGUUUUGCGGCCGCUCUUUUCCUCUAGUUUUUUUUUUUUUUUUCCACUCUAAGGCAUUUUGCUACAGCGGUGCGUUUGAAUCCCGUAGGGAAAAAGACUUUUUUUUCGUUUUUCUGGUAGAGACGUGUCUGUUGAGAAUCUGCUGCACUAUGUCAUUCUGGGAAGGAAAUCUGAACCUCUGACCAAAAAAAAAAAAAAAAAAAAAAGAAAAGAAAAAAAAAAGAAAAAAAAAAAAAACAGAAAAAGUAUGUAUAUCUUUAGUACUGCAUAAUUGCCCCAAGAGGAAAAUCUGAUCCCUGGAACACUGGUUGAACCUAAAAAUAAGUCUUGUUUGGCAGUUUUAGGCUACAAAGAGACAUUUUCCUUCUCAGUUAGAAUAGAAAUAGGUUCUUUUUAGGUGGGGUGUGCUUGCAAAUAAUUCAAACUCUUGCAAAAAGGAGUGCACGGUAUGUUUUUGUCCUCCCUCAAAUGCAGUCCUGAGCAAAGGCUUUUUUUCGGAGGCCGCCGCUGCCCAGCCUGCACAUACAUGUGUUCGCCUGUGUGUCGCUAAACGCUACGUGUGUGUAUGUUGCUACAUAAUGUACGGCAACAUUAUUGUAGGGGUGUUUUCUGGCCUGUAUAUUCUGCUGUUCUGUACGACAAAUUAGAUUUUUUAGUAUAGGACUGGUUCCUGUGUUUAUUUUUUUUUUUUGGUUGUGUUUUGUUUUUUAAAUACAUCUUGUCACACAAACACACUGACAGACCGACAGGGGGACCCAGAACAAAGCUGCCUUGUUUUUAUCAUUCUCUCCCUCCCUCCCUCUCUCUCCCUCUCUCUCUCUCUCUCUCUCUUUCUCACUCCCUCUCCUUCUCCUGAGAAACUGUUCUGUCCACCGCGUCGUUUUGUGUUUGGCCGGAGGUCGGUUCAGAGCGCUCCACACGUACACGGAAACUUUGAAAUGGUCGACGGCUGUCUCUGGAGCGCCCGCAGCGUCGGUGGCGGAGCCUCUGAAGCGGCCUGCGGGUCGUCAUGUCGACGGACCGACCAAUGAGAGGGCUGGAGGGGAGGGAGGAUGGGACGGGAGGAAAAGGGGGAGGACGGCCACUGUGGAAAAUUGAAGCUGUCUCAAUGCAUUCAGCUCUCUUUUCUCUCUCUCUCUCUCUCUCUCUCUCUCUCUCACACACACACACACACACACACACUUACACACAGGCCAGCCUUGGGGCGGAGGCAACAGAAACACAUUUGCAAACCACAGCUGCCUCUCACACACAGAUGUGCACACUGGCACCAUCUCUCUCUCUCUCCCUCUCUCCUGUCACACACUUUCCUCCACACGUACACACACUCAGGCACAGAGAGAGAGAGAGAGAGAGAGAGAGAGAUGAGAAGAGGUCCUUGGCUGUGACACAAGCUCUCAGUGUUUCCCUGCUGCAGCUGCCAAUCAUUUCCAAGAAUAAGCCAUCUGUUCCUGGUUCUGGGCCAAUCAGAUCCGAGAACGAGGUCCGUAGGCCAAUGGGAGAAGCAGUAGGAUUUUGCGGUGAUUUCUGUGGCCAAUCGCUAACACCUGUGGCGACGGCAGACCUCGACUAUAGACUCUCUCCCUCUCUCUCUCUCUCUCGCUCUCUCUCUCUCUCUCUCUCUCUCUCUCUCUCUCUCUCUCUCUCUCUCUCUCUCUCUCUCCCAGCUCAAACACACACACACACACUGGCCCAUUUCUGUCUUGCUGCUCUGUCAUUUCUCCUUGGCAUCCUCCUCGUUUCUCCUCCUUCCAUCGAUUUUCAUCCCUCUGCUCAUUCUUCCUCCGCCCCUCCCUCAGCUCCCUUUCUAUCUCUUUUUUUUUAAACAGAUGUUGCCUUAGGUAUUAUUUAUGUUACACAAACCAAAUAAAGGGGAGACAUUCAUUUUUUAAAAGGUGACACAAACCAGUAAAUAAGUGUGUUACUGAGCAAAACUGCGGCAAGUGGAGAAUCUAGGAUCUUCUGUCGCUCUUUUUCUUCUCUUUUUUUUUUUAAAUAAAAGGAGAUUCUGUUGUUGCUUUUUUUUUUUUUUUUAGAAGUGAGUGUUUAAUACUUAGGCCUUGAUACAGUGGUUUUGUUUAGAUAAACAAUGUUCUUUACAUUUACCAUUUGAAUACUGGUCUGUUUUUAUUGUGAUCAUGACACUUAUUGAUGCCAGGCCUUGGAUUAACAUGUAGUCGAAAAAAAUCCAUUCAGAUGCUUUGUGGUGCGAUUGCUUUUGCCUGCCUGGAGGGAAACGGGGAAGGGGGGGUCCAAAUCAGCAGGGUCUGCAUUUUUUGGAGACAUUUUGAAUGAUUGACGCGUACCAGGCAAGCUCAAUCAGUAACUGAUUUGAGUGGAUUUUCAUUUCUAAAUCCAGGUUUGGAUUAUACCUUCUUAGACUGUUAUUGAGAAGUCUGUUUUUUUACUGUUGGGGAAAAUUGCAAAAAAAAUAUAUAUAUACUGAUUAUUAUCAUUGAGGCUUAAUACAAGAGCUAAACCAUGCUGAUUAGAGGAGUGGUGUUGUUUUUUUGGACAAUGAUUAAAUCAAACCAACAAACAAAUGUAGCAAUAUCAACAACAGGUCUUGUUUUUGCCCAAUUUUGUUACACUUUUAUGCAACUUUAAUAAAAAUAUGUAAAAUGG